CCCCCAAAUGGAACGGAGCGCAUCUCCCGAUCAGGGCUCGCGCCGUCAGGAGAAGCCAAGCCCGCUCCAACGCCCGAACCCAUUUGGAGGCGUCGCCGACGCGCACGACCACGUCUGCGUUGCUCGCCGCCAGUCGGGCGGUCGAGGCCGGCGAAUCAAACGCACCCUGCAGCCAGAGGCGCCUUGGUAUCCCUCCCCUUGCUCGGCCCCCCCGCCCCCUCCUCUUCACAGCCCGCUCUGUGUGCAUGUGCGUGUGUGCGCCUUCAGGUUUGGGCUGGAGACUCCGACAAAGUUUGGGAGCGGGACAAGAAGAAAAGAGAAGGAAGGACGAGGAGGCGACGUCGCGCGUCGGAGGCGAAAUGUGGCACGGCAAGAAGCGGCGCUAAACAUGGCGGCGCGUCGCCGAGCCGGCGGGGCCGGGAGGCCCGCCGUCAUCCUCGUGUGGGCGGGGCUGCACGCGUACGUUUCCGGAUGCCAGUGGUCCGAGUGCGGAUCGGUGUUGACGGAGCCCGAGGGCCAACUGACGUCUCCGUGUUACCCGAGCAAGUACGGCAACUCGGCGAGUUGCCGGUGGAGCCUGCGAGCGCCGCCGGGCUUCGUGGUGCAGAUCCGGUUCGAGGACUUUGAGCUC
This is a messenger RNA of Hippocampus comes (tiger tail seahorse), 631 nucleotides long. Its product is annotated as discoidin, CUB and LCCL domain-containing protein 2-like. The annotation marks the transcript as partial. The transcript is spliced from 3 exons. The record is from RefSeq and is a predicted model, not a curated record. NCBI's taxonomy places the organism in Eukaryota, Metazoa, Chordata, Actinopteri, Syngnathiformes, Syngnathidae.